AGACUCGGCCCCAAAAGCGGCGGCCAUUGGAGGUGGCUGCUGCAGCUGGCGACAGCUUGAGGGCUUGCUGUCCCGAGCCGUGUUCGCCCUAGUCCUCGGAGGCGGGCCGGGGGCUUGGAGGGAGAGUCCUUCGAAACCAGCUUUUUCUCACAUAUGUGGCCAUGUUGCGACCCCUGAUCACGGAGGGAGCUUAGUCACCAGGACUUGAAUUUUGGCAGUUUCUGCCCGAGCGAGAAGGGCUGAACCCCUGCCCCGAUGUGGCCUCAUGGAUGAGCUGGUACAUGACUUAGCCUCAGCCUUGGAGCAGACAUCUGAGCAGAAUAAGCUUGGUGAGCUGUGGGAGGAGAUGGCCCUGAGCCCUCGGCAGCAGAGGCGGCAGCUUCGCAAAAGGAGAGGCCGGAAGCGCCGCUCGGACUUCACUCACCUGGCCGAGCAUACCUGCUGCUACAGUGAGGCCUCUGAGUCGAGUCUCGAUGAGGCCAUUAAGGAUUGUCGAGAAAUGGCCCCUGUUGCCAAUUUUAGUGACUCCGAUGACACGAUGGUAGCCAAACGGCACCCGGCUCUCAAUGCCAUUGUUAAGAGUAAGCAACACUCUUGGCACGAAUCUGACUCCUUUACUGAAAAUGCGCCCUGUCGACCGCUCCGGCGCCGGCGGAAAGUGAAGCGAGUGACAUCAGAGGUGGCUGCCAGCCUUCAGCAGAAGCUCAAGGUGUCAGAUUGGAGCUACGAGAGAGGCUGCAGGUUCAAGUCUGCUAAGAAGCAGCGUCUGUCCCGCUGGAAGGAGAAUACUCCCUGGACCUCAUCAGGUCAUGGGUUGUGUGAAUCAGCAGAAAAUAGGACUUUCCUAAGCAAAACAGGAAGGAAAGAAAGGAUGGAGUGUGAAGCAGAUGAACAAAAACAGGGCUCUGAUGAGAACAUGUCAGAAUGUGAAACCAGCAGUGUGUGUAGCAGCAGUGACACAGGGCUCUUUACCAAUGAUGAAGGACGGCAAGGGGAUGAUGAGCAAAGCGAUUGGUUCUAUGAGGGAGAAUGUGUCCCAGGAUUCACUGUCCCUAAUCUUCUGCCCAAGUGGGCUCCUGAUCGUUGCUCUGAAGUGGAAAGAAUGGAUUCUGGACUGGAUAAACUUUCCGAUUCCACAUUCCUUUUACCUUCUCGACCAGCUCAAAGAGGAUAUCAUGCUCGCUUGAAUCGUCUGCCUGGAGCUGCAGCUCGAUGCCUCAGAAAGGGCCGAAGAAGGCUUGUUGGGAAGGAGACCAGCAUAAGUACUUUGGGUACUGAGAGGAUAGGCCACAUUAUUAGUGACCCUCGGCAGAAAGAAAAGAAUAAAGCAUUGGCUUCUGAUUUUCCUCACAUUUCUGCUUGUGCGCAUGAGUUUAAUCCCCUCUCCCCUCUCUACUCCUUGGAUGUUCUGGCUGAUGCUUCUCACCGAAGAUGUUCACCAGCGCACUGCUCUGCCAGACAGGCAAACAUACACUUGGGACCCCCAUGUUCACGUGACAUCAAGAGGAAACGGAAACCUGUGGCCACAGCAUCUCUGUCUAGCCCAAAUGCAGUUCACGUGGAUGUAGUGGAGCCAACCACACCAGCAUCGCAGGUCCAGAAAUCUCCAAACCCUGAGUGGUUGGUCAGGACCUCUGCCGCAGAGAAAGCUACUGACUCCGCUGCAGCUACGUUUUUUAAAAUGCCACCAGAAAAGAGCCCUGGAUACAGCUAGAGGGCAGGAGCCCACCCACCGGGAGCCACUGGGUGUCAUGCAACGCAUCCUAGACGUGGUGUCACAGAGCCUUGCAUAUCGCAGUUGACAUUCCCAGUCCUUUUACCGCCAGGAUGACCCCUCUUCAGACAAAGCAGUGGACUCUUUCUCUUAGAAAAUCAUGUUGUGCAAAUCUGGUUUAAAAAAAAAAAAAUUAGUAAAGUAUUGCAGCAGCAGUUUAAAACAGAAAAAAAAAAAGUCAUCCUCUGCUAUUUGUUACAUUGCUGUCGUUGUCCCAACAGUUACCUGCAGCCCCGUUUACAGAGCUGUUGCUUUUUGCGGGUAUGUCUCUUUCCUUGAAAAACUAGUAACUGCUUUUGCAUACUUUUUGUGUAGAGGUUUUAAUAUCAUUUGAGGAAGUCCCAAAUUGGUAGCCAGUUCUAGACAGAUUUAAACACUGAGUUAAGACCGGUGUGUGGAAUUGCGUUUGCAGAGACAAGGUUUGCCUUUGAGCCUGGUCUUGAUUCACUGAUCGUGCCAAUAAGCUAAAUCCAUCAAGUUCUCAUUUUGGAGCCUCAGAGGAGACCCCAGCGGCCUGGACAGCGGGAACUUCUUCCAGUUUUCUAAAUGGCCUAAUGGGAUCUCCAGCAGAUGCAUUUGUACUUGGCCUCGUCUCCAAAGUUGGUGUUCUCCUGCAAGAGGAUGUCUGUAUUCAUGAUGUAAUGAAGAAAAUGGUUUAGUUGUUCAACAAACUUAAAAUAGUCAGUGGAUUAUGUCUUAAUACUUCAUGUCACAGUGUAAGCCUUUAUGUACUAAAUGGGAAUUUUAUUGUUAGUUUAUAGGUCAGUAACCUGCAGCAGAAAUUCAUACUCUGUUAUAAUAAUGGCUUCUUGGGGCCGUACUUUGGGGAGAAAAAUGUCUUUUUGACACGCCUUUAUACUUGGCGUGUUUAUGACGGCUCAGCUGCGUGUGGAGUUAUGUAUACAGCCAUGCCUGGAGUUGGAUGCCGCUUUGUCAGAAUGAGGAAUAAGUGACUGCCUGGAACCGCUGGGGAAAAGCCACCUUUUCUAAAAAAGUAUUAUCAAGAGUGUCUGUCAUUCAGAGGACUGGUUGGCAGAGCGUUCUUUUUUGUACGAAUUGAGUACAUUUACUCUGAAAUGUACAGAAACUGUUUUCAAAGUGCCCACUGCUCUGGAACAUUCCAGAGGAACUCCCAGCCCCGCGCCUGGAUAUUUUCUGUGCUUGAAUAGGUGCUGAGUGUCAGGACAGAGCCUCCUUUUCGCGAAACGCAGUUGUCCCUCCUCCUCACACAGAAUGUGAGGGUGGGCUGCUCUAUCACGUUCCCUUUAAAAAUGGUAGUCCUCUCCAGUGCCAAGUCUAGGGUUUCCUUGUUGAUGGGUGGGUGUGAGUCUAGUUGGAAAGGGGGACUUGAAGGUAAUUUACGUAGCCCUUUUCUGUAACGGAGAACGGAGAACAUGUCAGCUGUAACAAGGGGUAUGGUGGAGGGAGGGGCAGGCGGAGAUUGUGAGGUGAGGGAGUGGCGUGAAUGCCAACCCAGCAUCUCUGGGAGCCACCCCUGGUUCUCAUGCAGUAGUGAGUGUACUUCCCUUCCCUGGGGCCUGUAGCCGUGGCAGUAUAAGAGAUAAAGUGCCUGUUGAAUAUGAAAUGGCACUACCAAGUUGUUUUAGUGACGAAGGUUGGCUUGAUUGUCCUGUGUGCAUUCAAACCUAGUCCCCGUCGUGUCCUGAGACAAAUCUCUAAUGUAAUUAGUUGGAUUUAAGGGAGAAAUCCAUGGACAUAAUUUUACUUUCUUUGCACUAAAGCUCUGGCUGUUGUAGAGAUGGGUCCUGUCAUCAUAGCCUAUUCAGACUUCCACAGUUCAGGGCGAGUCUUAUGGCCUAGCAGUUCUCCUUUCUACCUGUGAUUACAAAUAAUUUACAUAGACAACUUUAUUUACAUUUUAAACAUCUGUGUGAUGUAAGGGUAGGUGACUGCUGCCAUUUUUCAGAGACCAGAAAUAAAGUUUAGCACCUUGCCCAGAAAUCACAUAAUCAAGCCAAAACUGAAAUCCCAGAUUUUUGGACUUCCUCUGCCCUGGGUUAUAAUCUUUUGUUUUUCAUUGAUAGACCUGAGUGACUCGGAGACCCAUAAUUUUGAAACAGUGUGUCAUGAACGUUUAUCAUCUUUCUUGGGCAUGCUUUUCUACAUAUUUUGAGUACAUUCAACAGGGAUUACCCCCAAAUGCCAUAUCUACCUAUAAGUGGGGAAGAAAAUUAGUUGCCUAAAAAAUAGCCAUGAAUACUUUGCAACACAGGGUUGUCAGCUGUGCUCCUCAUUUUAGGCUGCUGCAUGAGCAUGCUUACAGAAUUAUUAACCAACUUACUUUGCUUCUUUUCUGUAUGAGUCAAUUCCAGAGGAGUAACCUUAGAAUGGGGUGUUUUUUGAAUCUUAAAUUUUAAAUAUCUUUUUUAUAUGGCCAAGUGUAUGAUGUCAUACACCGAGAAAAGUCUGUUACCUUUCAACAAAAGAUGUAAUUUUACGAUCAGGUUUUGUAGUCUGUUGAAAAAACUCUCAUAGCAUGACUUCCUUUGGGGAUAAUCAUUGAGCUCACAUGCAUUUGAUCUACUCAAAACUAGUAACUGAAGCUGAGUUGCACAGUUCUUGCUUAUUUCAGGGUUCUGAUUUAUCCUAGCCGGCUAUACAGCCUGCCUGUCUGAAUCCUAACCUGUAUUUUCCACGGUGGGCACAAGUCAAGACAUUAUCUACUUGCAUGAGCAUCAUUCAUAAAAACUAGUUUUGCUUAUGAAUUUAAGGGAAUUGGAGAUUAUUUUUCAUUUUAAGGGAACAGGUUCAUUUGCAUCAACUCUUGUGUUACUUUUUGGUAAGAACUGUGCAGAAUAGGGAAUUAGCUGUUUCCGUGGUGCCAAAUUUGGGAGGGGCAGGGUGUGGUCUCUAUUGAGCGGUGUAUGCUUAAUAGGGCACAUUUAACCUUGAAUUCUUUUGAAAUCAAAUGCAGUUGAAAAUAUCAGACGACAUUGUUUUGCUGGGCUGUGAAACAGGCUGCGAACAAGGCCAUUUUGGCAGUAAAGUGACCAAAAGCUGAAAUAAAACUUCUUAAUCUGUGAUGCUUGUGGCAUCCUUUGCUAAGUCAAGCUCCACACCGAGGACAGGUAAUUAAACUACUUAGGAAUUCCACAUAGAUGGCUCUGAUCUGUCCCUGUAUUUUGGAAUCAGAGACAUAGUCUAGACCCACAGCAUUGGAGGUUGUCGAGCUGCAGAGGAGCAGAGUCACCACAGAGGUCACUUAGAGUGGAACAGGUUACGGUGUCAGGAGGAAGGAGCUAGGCUGGCAGUGUCAUUGCUGGUGUGACGGCUACUCCACUUUGGCUCUAAGGCUCCUGGUGAUGUUUGAUUUCAUUUCUGGUCUUCUCUCUAUUUUGACUUCAUUCCUCUGGUCAGAGCCACAUGCUUUUUGUUUCCUGAGGCGAAGACUAUGUAAAAAUCUUAGCAUUACGAGCCACAUUCAGUGUUCCCUAAGUCUGGUGAAAUUCAGCCGAGCCGGCGUGAGAACGGACUGGCCUACUCUAGCAGCUGUGGAUACAGUCUAGCUGGGGGCAGAGUUUACAGGGUGUGUCAUGAUUCAUGUGGUGGCCGGAGGGAUAGUAAAAGCAGUUUGCCCCUGGUGUCAGCUGUUACCUUUGUUAAUACUUGAGCUGUCUCACUUGUUGGUAUUUGCUUAUCUCCCGCGCCAGCUGAUGGAGUUACUUACUGAUGGUGGCGGCAGUCAGGAUGGGCCCUUACCCCAUCAAGCAACAGUACUGAGGGAGUUGUUGGGUUUUGCCAAUGCACUAAACGCAAGGUGGCCCAGAGAGGCUUUCACCUACAUUAAGAUCCCAAAAGAGAUGAAUGUCAAAUGCCCGAAAACAGCAAUGUGGAAUAGACACAAGGAAAAUGAAUGAUGCUGCUGAAGCGUAUGGAUCUGUAAGGUUUUUAGCAAGCCCAGCAAAACAAACUUCUGGCCAAAAGAAAUUUUCCCGCCACUGCACAUAGGCGUGUUAAGCACCUGGGGAAAUUGCCAAGUUUUCGGAACGUAAGCUUUUCAAGCAUAGUAUUGAAGAAUGAGGCAGAUCCUGAAGAUGUUCACCGGGGAAAACAAUCUUGGCAAGGUUCAGAAGUAAGAAGGCAUGACGAAGAGAAGGAGACAUGCUUAGAGCAGAGGUGCUGGGGCCUGUAGACGGACAGCAGCAGCACGUCCUUGCCCCAACCACACAUACUGGACCAGAAAUGGAGGGUGGGUUGGGCAGUCUUACAAGCCCUCCGGGGGACUCUGGUGCACGCUGACAUUUGUGAACCACAGGCUUUGUAUAGUUAAACGUUUUAAGAUGUUGGUGUCCCUCUAAGCUGUAAGGUGCACUUACAUUUCUCUCCACAAGUAUAGACGUGUUUUGUAUAUGAUUCUUUGCAGAAAUUGUUAAUGUCUUUAUUUCCCAUACUUUUUCCCUGAAGCUCCUAAAAGAUCUCCUGGAAAUAUUGGGAAAGGAUGAUGGGGAGAAAAAUGUCAUCAAGGCCAUAUUUAGAUGGAUGGAAACAACCUUUCACGUGGGUUAAAAUAUAACAGUGAAUUUUCAGUCUGUGCGUGAUAGUCAUUUUUCACAACAGACGGCAAAACAUUUGUGUAACGUACAGCCGCCUAUGAUUUCAUGAUACUUGUUCAUUGCAUCUUAAUUUCCUGGGAAAGUGUUAUGUCUUUUCUGGCAUAAUAAUGACGAAGUCUUUAGAGUGUGGCUCACGAAAAUGAAAAUAAUUGGCGGAAGAGACCAUCCUGAGUACAUAGUGUUGUGGAAUAAAUCCUUUUUGAGCUA
Lynx canadensis (Canada lynx) is the source of this 6555-nucleotide messenger RNA. RefSeq names its product G-patch domain containing 2 like (gene GPATCH2L). The record is from RefSeq and is a predicted model, not a curated record. Bases 266 to 1714 code for a protein of 482 amino acids. The transcript is spliced from 11 exons. Lineage: Eukaryota; Metazoa; Chordata; Mammalia; Carnivora; Felidae.